AUGUUCAAGCGAACCCUCCUCAGACAAGCUCAGGCCUCUCGGUCUUUGCUCUCCGUCCGCUCCGCGUCCACAACGCCGCUGGCCGUCCGUCGGAUAUCGCAGGCCCAACCACAGCUCCUCCGCCCCUUCGCUGGUUUCCCUACUGCGCGGUGCUACUCUACAGAGAAUGGCGACAAGGAUAAGAAGGAAAAUGGGGCAGAAUCAGAGGCUGCCGAGGACCCGGUCACCAAGGAAUUAGAAGAGAAGCGCAAAGAGGUCGUUGAUCUCAAGGACAAAUAUGUCCGAUCCGUUGCAGACUUCCUCAACCUCCAGGAACGCACCAAGCGGGAUAUGGAGAACGCACGCAACUUCGCAAUCCAACGGUUCGCCGUCGACCUUCUUGAAAGUAUUGACAACUUCGACCGUGCUCUCCUUGCCGUCCCAUCGGAUAAGCUCUCCGCCACCAAGACCGAAGAGAACAAGGAUCUCCUAGAUCUCGUCGAUGGUCUUAAGAUGACCCAGCAUAUCCUGAUGAACACUCUACAGAAGCACGGCCUGCAAAGAUUUGACCCUGCUGAUCUCACUGAGGAUGGCAAAGCCCAGAAGUUCAACCCUAAUAUUCAUGAGGCCACAUUCAUGACCAAGGCUGAGGGCAAGGAAGACGGCGACAUCAUUCACGCUCAAACCAAGGGUUUCACGCUGAAUGGCCGUAUCCUAAGAGCUGCCAAGGUUGGUGUUGUGAAGAACAACUAA
Messenger RNA from Aspergillus puulaauensis, 732 nucleotides. RefSeq names its product mitochondrial nucleotide exchange factor MGE1 (gene grpE). The transcript is spliced from 3 exons. Gene Ontology annotation, biological process: protein import into mitochondrial matrix; protein folding. The coding region runs from base 1 to 732 and encodes 243 amino acids. Gene Ontology annotation, cellular component: PAM complex, Tim23 associated import motor. Gene Ontology annotation, molecular function: adenyl-nucleotide exchange factor activity; protein-folding chaperone binding; protein homodimerization activity. Lineage: Eukaryota; Fungi; Ascomycota; Eurotiomycetes; Eurotiales; Aspergillaceae. The record is from RefSeq and is a predicted model, not a curated record.